Closterium sp. NIES-67 is the source of this 2293-nucleotide messenger RNA. The record is from the annotation of a GenBank genome assembly. Lineage: Eukaryota; Viridiplantae; Streptophyta; Zygnematophyceae; Desmidiales; Closteriaceae.
GCAGCAAAAUGGCUGCACGUCCUGGCACCACACUACCUUGGAGCCCCGCCCCAUCAAGUCUCUCUGCUGCCACAACCAGACAAACCAACCCACUUGCUCUUCGUUGAAAGGCUCAUUCAGCCGUCCUUCCAGCCGUGCGCUCGCCCCUCCCCCUCCCUCCUCGCCUUCCUCCGCUCCCACCACCUCCUCCCCCCCUCGGGCCUCCCCCUCUUCCACGCCAACUGGACGCUCAGGCACCCGCCACCUGUCCCCCUCCCGCCACCUGGCGCUCCUGUCACCGCUGAUGUGGCAUCUGACGUGGCGGAGGGUGAUGGGUUUGGGGGAGUUAGGGAGCUUGUGGGGGAGGAUUGGGUGGUGGUGGUGGCGGUGCCACCUGGCGCGAUGCUAUUGGAUAAGAUGGAGGAGGUGGUGGACGGCAUAAUCCAAGACAACUGGUGGCACGGGCGGGUGGUGUACUUCCAGGGAGGAACGACGCUCAAGGAAGCCAGGGCUCUCUUCAGCCGCACGCUGCUCCUCAUCGCCCCACCAGGCGAGGCUCUUGACUUCAUUCUCUUCCUGCCGCCUGCUGCUGUCGUCCUCGAGCUGCAACCCGCCGACCAUCCCUCCUCCUCUCUCCGCACUCUCUCUCACUCCCUCUCCCUCCGCCACCACACUCUCUUCUGCAAGCUCGUAAACGUUUCCGGGCAGCCCAAAAAACUUGUCUGCGACCGGCUGGCACUCACCCUCAUCAUGCAGUCCCUCUCGACGGAAGUUUUCUUCAGCCCAGCGCUGCCCAGAGGCAGCCGGGCAGAACGAGCUGCCCUCAGGAGAAACUCCAUACCAGGUUCUCUGAUUCACGGGGAGGGGCAGGUGAAAAAAUGGAAGGAAUUGGCGGCAUGCGUGGCGAAAAACGGCAAGUGGGUCCAAAACCUGAAACCCCGAACCCUCCCUUGGGAUUACCGAGGAGUGAGCAACUACUGCGACAACAGACACUUAAGCUUAGAUUCUACCAAUAUGGCAUAUGCUAGUGUUGCGGAUGCAUAUGCAGUGAGGCCUGGGGCAACGGAGGAGGGGUGGACGGUGCGGGAGGGGAUUAAGUACGAGUGGGUAGUGGGGCGCAGCACUUGCCAGGCGCCUGAUGUGCCUGAGGAGAUUAAAGCCUUCGAGGGGAUGGCUAAGGUGCGGGUUGAGGCGGCUAGGGAGAGGGAGAAGGUCGCACAGGCUCAGGGGAAGGAGAAGGUCGGAAGUAGAGGAGAUGGGGAAGGGGAAAGGGAAGGGGGUGAGGGAGAAGACGGAGGAGAAGGAGGAGAAGCAGUGAAAGCAGUGAGAGCCACAGCAAGAGCAGCAGCAGAGGCAAGAAGAGCAGCAGAAGCGGCGGCGGCGGCAGCAGCAAUAGAUUUGACGGACCCCUGGCUGCCGUUUAACGCAUCUGUGUUCUGUGAGCGGGUGGGCCGAGGCAGACGGAUUCUGAUCAUCGGAGACUCGAAGCAGUACCAGAUGGUUCAGGCGUUCUUGAAUCUCAUGGCGUGGGGACUGAAGAAGCCGGCUCGGGACAUGGUCGCAGUGGAGGAGCGGCCGAAGCAGUGUGUGGACGCCCUGGGAGGGAGCACGGCCAAAAUGGGACACGAGUUCUGCCAAUGGUACACUUUCAACUCUUCUGUCUGCCCAGGCUUUAAGCUGGACUUUAUUCGCAAUGACCACUUAUCAAUAUUUGACUCCAAGGGGGCUAUAUUCGACCACAUGCCGUGGGCUCAACCCGGUGUUGCUGAUAUCCCCUCUGCAGACGUCAUCGUUUUAAACAGAGGCCCCCACUGGACUCCUACACCUCAAUUCACUUCCGGCGUACAAAACGCUCUGCGGUUUAUACGAUAUAAUUACCCAGAUAAGCUCGUUAUCUACAGGAACACGCCGCCGGGGCACAAGGAUUGUGAAGAUUACGAUCGGCCACUGGAAAAGCGGCAAGAAACGGGCAGUCUGCCAUUUAACUGGGGUGAAUUCCCCAAGCAAAAUCGGGCGGCUAAAGAGCUGGUGGAGCAGGUUGGGGGGGUGUAUUUGGACGUGGAGGAGGCGGUGGGGCUGAGAGCAGAUGGGCAUAAUGGGUUCAUGCCUAAUAGGAAUAAAACAGACUGCUUGCAUUACUGCUUCCCGGGGCCCAUAGACGUUUACAUUCAGUUCAUGUACAAUGCUCUCAUUCGGCUGCUGCCACCACCCCCCCUGCAGCCCAUGCAAGUCCCGAGUCCCAACUGACUGACUUGACAGUUGACCUCGUCAUGUGAAGGAUUCUUUGUUGUAUGAAUGAAGCUACCGGUAUCAG